GUUGGUGACAAAAACGUACAUGGUGGUUGUUCGGCAGUGUGUGUGUGUGAGCGAGCCGGACUAGCUAUUUUAGGCUAUCAGUAAGACAGUGGGUGGAAGCGAUCAGUGAUCACCUGGUAGUCGAUCUUCAAGCAAGCCGCGCACAUGUACUGUCUGUGACGAACUUCCUACACUCAACCGUCCUUAUCGGAUCAAUAGUACCUUAAUUAGAUAGAAAGACAAGUGAAGUGCAGCAGUACCGAUUAAUCUGAUAAUCUAGAUAGCUUCAUUUUAAAUUAACGGCUGUUGUAAUUGAUCCUUCUGUUCCUGGUGUACUGCGUACUCCUCGUGCUAGCGAUAACGAAUGGGCAAGAUGUGUCACAGUAAAGUGCAACAGUGAUCAAAUACGUUAUCGAGUUUUGAUAAGAUCAAUCAUCGGGGUGUAUUGCCUUAUCGAAGCAGCGAUAAGGCGGUAGACUAGGUGACUAAAUGAGUUGGAUGGUCUUUUGCCGAGGGCCUUAGACAUAUCGGUUUGUGUAGAUAGAUUACAACGAAUUACUGAUUACUACCCCUAAUCUUGUGUUUCUUUUGUCUCUAUUCGCCAAUUCCAUUACGUGGUAUGCAUUAAAAUUCCCUCUAAUAUAUUUUAAAAAUUAUGUAUCCAAAAGCUUGGAAGGCGCGUGAAAUGUGAACAUUGAAAAGGAAGAGAAUCUUCGAGCCUUCGAACACUAACGAUCAGUAAAAAUCUACGGAAAAAGCGCUCGAAACCUUACGCGCUGUGAUCAUGUGGGGCCAAAACAGUUCCUUCAUUCGCUUCUGCAACUUGUACUUUCGGGACCAGCUGCAGCCAGAUGAGCAGCUUCAGCAGCAGCAGCAGCAGUCCACUAGCGACACCAGCACGAACGAUAUUUGGAACUAUGUGGUGUUCGUAAUCUUCGUUGUUGUUUCGGCAUUGAUACCGAUCCGGAAGCGGUUGUGCCGCCGCAGCAGCAAUAGCAAGAGCAAGCAGGACUAUGUGUUCGGGGCUGGGCAUAUCUCCACCCUGGCGAUGAUGCUAUCGAUCGCCCGGGGCACUCUCGGCGUCAUCUCGGUGUUGGGCUAUCCGAGCGAGUUCUUCUACCGUGGGUCGGCCAUGUGGGAGUCGCUGUACGGUGUCAUCACGGCCUAUCCGAUCGUUUGCUUCGUGUUCAUCCCCGUGUACUUCGACUUGGGCAUCACGUCGGUGUACCAAUAUCUGGAGCUUCGCUUCAACAGUCGUUUGGUGCGAUGUCUGGCAUCUGGGACCUACAUCAUACGCACCCUGUUGAGCCUAGGAGUUACGAUCUACACACCGACGGUGGCGCUGAACACGAUCAUCGGUGUGCCGUACUGGGUGUCGCUGGUUUCUAUUACGGUCAUCACUAUUUUCUUCAACGCACUGGGUGGCUUGAAGGCGGCCGUGGCGGCCGACGUGAUACAGAGCCUCAGCAUGACGGCGAUGCUCGUAGGGAUCAUCAUUUACUGCAGCAUCACCGUCGGCGGGGUGGAUAAGAUAUUGACCAUCAGUUCGGACAAUGAUCGCUUUGCCUUCUUUAACUUUGCCACCGAUCUGCAUCUGCGCGUGACGACCACGUCCGCCUGGCUGGGCGAGCUGUUCAAUUCACUCAGCCUGCUCGGCUGCCAGCAGAACUUUGUGCAGCGGUACCUCAGCAUGCCCACGUUCGGGCAGAUCCGGCGCACGCUGAUGCUUAACAUUCCCGUCGUGAUACUGCUGUUCUCGCUGCCCUGGUUCGUCGGGAUGGCUAUCUACGCCAUCUACUGGCACUGCGAUCCGCUGAAGGCGAGCGUGAUCGCCAAGAUGGACGAGAUACUGCCCUACUUUAUGGUGGACCGGUUCGACAGUGUGCCCGGCGUGUGGGGCAUCUUCGUGGGGACGCUGUUCAACGGAGCGCUCACGCUCAACAUCUCCAACAUUAACUCGCUGGCGACGGUGACGUGGGAGGACUUCCUGUCGCUCGUACCGGCGCUGCGCAAAAAGAGCGACACGCAUCAGCUGAACGUGAUCAAGCUCGUCGGCACGGUCUAUGCGGUGGUGAUCAUGGGCGUCGGCUUCAUCGUUGGGCUGCUGUCGGGCGUGAUCGAAUCGUCGAUGCUGAUCAUCUCGGCCACCUCCGGACCACUGCUGGGGGUGUUUGUGCUGGCCAUGUUCAUUCCGUUCGCCAACUGGAAGGGAGCGGCGUUGGGCAUGCUCGCGUCCCACCUGUCGAUCCUGUGGAUUGUGGUGGGCCGGUUGAUCGAGAGCAAUGUCAGUGAACCACUGCUGGACACUUCGAUCGAGGGAUGCUACGCGGAUCUGAUGGAGGCUCAGAAGAAUGCCACGCUGCUGGUGGCGGUUGCGCUCGAGGAGGGUGUGAAUGCGGUGGAGACGAGCACGCUGCUGAAUCGCAUCUACUCGAUCACGUACCUGUACUACGGUGUGUUCGGGACGGUGCUUACCGUGCUGGCGGGGGUUGUGGUCAGCUUGGCGACGUGGAGCAGUCACGAUGUGUACAACAUGAAGAUGCUCCAUCCGGCCGUCCGGUGGUUGUACUCGCGCUGCCCGUUCAGCGGCAAACACUUUGGUUCGUUCGAGGUAGCGGGGAAGGGCUAUGGGGCGGGGAUGAAGGAGGCGGUACCAAGGUGUUGAGCGUGGGAUGUCCUAUCCACCCCGGUAUGUGAUGCAAUAGUUCCUAUGCCUAGCUUAGCAGACUUCGUGCGACGUCCUGUGAAAGUGAGUGUAAAUGUUGUGAAGAAGAGGGUGCGUAGCUUUAGUGAGUACGUAAGAUUAUUAUGAAUAAAGCGUUAAUUAAUGAUUUAUUUAAGAAUAAAUGUCCAGAAAA
Molecule: messenger RNA, 2837 nt
Organism: Anopheles arabiensis
Lineage: Eukaryota; Metazoa; Arthropoda; Insecta; Diptera; Culicidae
Product: sodium-coupled monocarboxylate transporter 1-like
Exons: 4
Coding region: 764-2644 (626 amino acids)
Biological process (GO): sodium ion transport; transmembrane transport
Cellular component (GO): membrane
Molecular function (GO): symporter activity
Source: RefSeq, a predicted model, not a curated record